AUGUCAAGGACACCACAAAAAUAGUUCUCAUCAUCGAUAUCAAUGAAUGUUACAAAAGGGACAUCUCUUAGUGCUUAGAAAACCAAUCAUUUAUCAUAACUUUACAAUUCUUCAGCUGGUCUUAAUGCAAACCUUGGAGGUUUAUUGUAAAAUGCAAGAAGUGGAAAAUUCAAAAGAGCUGAAGAGGGUUUAGAGGGAUUACCAAUGGAUGCAAAGCCUGCACAGGAGAGUGAUUACGAGAAUGCUGAUUCUUGCUUUUCUUGCGAAAAAGAACUAGCAAAGAGUCUUGGACUGAUGAGGAAGAAAGGUAGACAUCAUUGUAGAAGGUGCGCAAGAACAGUCUGCAAUAACUGCUGGAAAAACGAACGUCGAAUUUCAUAAAACGAUAAAAAGACCUAUAAGGUCUGUGAUCAAUGUGAUUUUGAGCUUUCUAAUUACCAGUUAUUGGCUGUGCUCGACUAGAUCCAAUUCAAGGAAAAGACCAUGCAAAGUGUCUUAGAAAAGAAAAAUGAGGUUUUAGAUGAAGAGAUUCAAACAUCCAAAGCUUAAAGAAUCCAAUUGCAAAAAGAUCUGGAAUAGAAACAGGAUGAGUUUGAAUAGAUGCAGAAUAAAACUAAAAUAAAGUUGCAAACUCUCAAUCAUCAAUAUGAGAGAUAGAACAGCGAAUUAUAAAUGCUAAGUGAUAAGUAAAAAUAAGAAUAUAACAAGAGAUAGGGAUUAUAAUAAGAACUAAGUAAUUUGAACAUUAAGGAAUAAGAUAUGCAAUUUAAUCUAUAGUAAAUCGAUCAAAGUGAAUAAUCUGUUUUAAGGGAUCAAAGACAUUUGAUAUAAUAAAUGUAAAUAGAGCUGCCUGAGGAAGUUUUCAAGUAAUUGUAAGAAGAAUUUGAAGAGAUCAAGCUACUUACUGAUUCUUAAAUUCUAGAAAAAUCAGAUUUCUUGCUUUAUAUGAAUAGUGAAAUAUAGAAUAAAUCUCAAGAAAAAGAUAAAAAGUUAGGCUUAGCUGGUAAGAAAAAAAAGAAAUGA
Messenger RNA from Stylonychia lemnae, 1023 nucleotides. The record is from the annotation of a GenBank genome assembly. Lineage: Eukaryota; Ciliophora; Spirotrichea; Sporadotrichida; Oxytrichidae.